UGAGUUUCAUUCUUCAACCCUACUCUGCUUAAAAAACCCUAGACGACAUCAGUCAUCUUCCACUAUCUUUUUCCCAGCUGUGGCUCCAUUUCUAUCUAAUCUCGCAUUGCUCACGCGGCGGACUCGAUUCACGAUUCCUGGAAUCUCAUCCCUAAGGAACUGUCACGCGAUGGCAUCUGAUUCGAAAAGCUUCGUGAGGAGAGAUCGUCUUCUCGAGAUCGAAGUAGCGGUACGAAAAUGGUGGGAAGACGAGGGAGUGUUCUUAGCCGAGUCUCGCAAGGAUCCUCCGAAGACGGGAGAGAAGUUCUUCGCGACUUUCCCUUUCCCUUAUAUGAACGGUUAUCUACACAUCGGACAUGCCUUCUCGCUCUCCAAGGUUGACUUCGCCUCUGCGUACCAUAGACUGAGAGGUGCUAACGUGCUCCUCCCGUUUGGCUUCCACUGCACUGGUAUGCCGAUCAAGGCUUCCGCUGAUAAGCUCUCUCGCGAGAUCCAGCGGUUUGGGAACCCUCCCGUGUUCACCGCUGAGGACGAUGUCAAACAAGCUGUGGAGGAGGAGGAGAGUGAUACGCCUGCUUUGCCGGGGCAGUUCAAGGGGAAGAAGUCGAAGGUUUCUGCGAAAGCUGGUGGACAGGUUUAUCAGUGGGAGAUUAUGCGUAGCUUUGGUCUUACUGAUAGUGAGAUAGCGAAGUUUCAGGAUCCUUAUGAAUGGUUGUACUUUUUCCCGCCAUUGGCUGUUGAAGAUCUCAGAGCGUAUGGGUUGGGUUGUGACUGGAGAAGAUCGUUCGUGACGACUGAUGUGAAUCCGUUCUUCGAUAAGUUUGUGAGGUGGCAGAUGAGGAAGUUGAAAUCUAUGGGGAAGAUUGUGAAAGACCGUAGGUACACGAUUUACUCGCCUUUGGAUGGUCAGCCUUGUGCUGACCAUGAUCGUGCUACUGGUGAAGGUGUUCAGCCGCAGGAGUAUACGCUUAUUAAGAUGGAAGUGGUGCAGCCGUUUCCUCUUAAGCUGGGUUCUUUGGAAGGGAAGAGAGUGUUUUUGGCUGCAGCUACUCUGAGGCCUGAGACAAUGUAUGGACAGACAAACGCAUGGGUGUUGCCUGAUGGAAAAUACGGAGCUUAUGAGAUUAGUGAGACUGAUGUCUUCAUUCUAACUGAGAGAGCUGCGCUCAACCUUGCCUAUCAGAACUUCUCAAAGAUUCCUCAGAAGCCUUCCUGCUUGGUUGAGUUGACCGGGUAUGAUCUGAUUGGACUCCCUUUGAGGUCUCCUCUGGCUGUGAACGAAAUCAUCUAUGCGCUGCCCAUGUUAACGAUUCUGACAAACAAAGGUACUGGCAUUGUCACCAGCGUGCCUAGUGAUGCCCCUGAUGAUUACAUGGCUCUGCAUGACUUGUCUGCAAAGCCUGCUCUUCGAGCAAAGUAUGGUGUGAAAGAUGAGUGGGUGCCUUCUGAGAUUGUACCGAUUAUUAACAUUCCGGAGUUUGGGGAUAAGGCUGCCGAGAAGGUCUGCUUGGAUUUGAAAAUUAAAAGUCAGAACGAUAAGGACAAGCUUGCAGAGGCGAAGAGGCUGACGUACCUGAAAGGAUUCACCGAAGGAACCAUGCUUAUUGGAGAGUUCGUUGGUAGAAAAGUCCAAGAAAUCAAGCCUAUUAUCAAGACAAAGCUCAUAGAGUCUGGCGACGCAAUUCUAUACAGUGAACCCGAGAAGCCUGUGAUGUCAAGAUCGGGUGAUGAAUGUGUUGUGGCCCUUACAGAUCAGUGGUACUUAACGUACGGUGAAUCAGAAUGGCGUAAAAUGGCCGAGGACUGCUUAUCAAAGAUGAAUCUUUACUCUGAAGAAACAAGGCAUGGCUUUGAGCACACUUUGAGCUGGCUCAAUCAGUGGGCUUGCUCACGGUCUUUUGGUCUUGGAACGCGUAUUCCCUGGGAUGAACAGUUUCUUGUUGAAUCCUUAUCUGACUCCACUCUUUAUAUGGCCUAUUAUACAGUUGCCCAUAUCUUUCACGAUGGAGACAUGUAUAAAGGCAGCAAGUCUUUGAUUAGCCCUCAACAGAUGAAUGAUGAUGUUUGGGAGUAUCUCUUCUGCGAUGGCCAGUACCCAAAGUCGUCUGACAUUCCGGCUGAUGUUUUAAGCAAGAUGAAGCAGGAAUUUGACUACUGGUACCCGCUAGAUCUUCGAGUUUCAGGAAAGGAUCUAAUCCAGAAUCAUUUGACAUUCUUCAUCUACAACCACACUGCGCUAAUGGCGAGUCGUAACUGGCCUCGUGGUAUCAGAUGUAAUGGUCACAUUAUGCUGAAUUCUGAGAAAAUGUCAAAGUCAACUGGGAAUUUCAGAACACUGAAACAGGCUAUUGAAGAAUUCUCUGCCACGGCUACAAGAUUUUCUUUGGCUGAUGCUGGUGAUGGCGUUGACGAUGCAAAUUUUGUAUUUGAAACUGCAAAUGCUGCAAUUUUGCGCCUGACAAAAGAGCUCACAUGGAUGGAAGAGGUUCUGGCUGCUGAAUCUUCUUUGAGAACAGGCCCUCCGUCUACAUAUGCUGAUAAAGUGUUUGAAAAUGACAUGAACAUUGCUAUCAGAUUGACUGAAAAAGCCUACAAAGAUUGUUUGUUCAGGGAGGCACUUAAGAAUGGGUUUUACGACUUGCAAGCUGCUCGAGAUGAGUAUAGGCUCUCGUGUGGCACUGGCGGCAUGAACCAUGACUUGAUAAUGACCUUUAUGGAUGUGCAAACACGCCUCAUUGAACCAAUCUGUCCUCAGUUUGCAGAAUAUGUUUGGAGGAAACUUUUGAAGAAAGAAGGCUGUGUGGUAAAAGCAGGCUGGCCAGCAUCAAAUGAGCCAGAUCUAGUUCUCAAGGGUGCUAACAAAUAUUUGCAAGAUUCUAUCGUCUUGAUGAGAAAGCUUCUACAAAAGCAGCUCUUAGGUUCCAAGAAGGCUGCUAAAAAAGGUGCUCAAGUAACAGCAGUGGCAGACUCGAAUCUGAAAGGCCUUGUAUAUGUGAACGAGCAAUUUGACGGGUGGAGAGCUCACUGCCUCCAAAUUCUGCAAAGCAAAUUCGACCAACAGACCAAUUGUUUUGCCCCUGAUGCAGAGAUACUUGCAGAACUAAGGGAGAUAUUGCAGAAGGAUGGACAGGCAGAAAACUUCAAGCAGAUUCAGAAGCUUUGCAUGCCUUUCCUUAAAUUCAAGAAGGACGAGGCAAUAGCCAUUGGCAGUCAGGCUUUAAAUUUGAAGCUGCCUUUUGGAGAGAUGGAAGUUCUUAAGAGUAACGUGGACUUGAUCAAGCGGCAAGUUGGUCUUGAAGAGGUUGAAAUCUAUUCAGCAAGUGACCCUAAUGAUGUGGGUAAAGCUGGUCCAUAUGCUUCACUCCUGACGCAGAAUCCUCCAUCUCCAGGCAGUCCAACCGCCAUCUUUGUUAACAGGUAAUUGAAAAGAAAAGCGUGGAAAAGCUUUCAUCUAGAAGGCAGAGAUUGAAAGGCUUGAAAGUUUGCAGGGGUUUUCGUACUUUUUAGAGUCUAUUUAUACAUGUAGCUGUUUUGGCUGCUCUGAUGUGUAUCUGGUAUUGUGUAGUAAGGCUCUAAUACAAUCUGUUCUUUCUUAUUAAUAAGACUUCCUUGUUUCA
Raphanus sativus (radish) is the source of this 3617-nucleotide messenger RNA. Its product is annotated as leucine--tRNA ligase, cytoplasmic. Gene Ontology annotation, molecular function: aminoacyl-tRNA deacylase activity; leucine-tRNA ligase activity; ATP binding. NCBI's taxonomy places the organism in Eukaryota, Viridiplantae, Streptophyta, Magnoliopsida, Brassicales, Brassicaceae. Bases 170 to 3421 code for a protein of 1083 amino acids. The record is from RefSeq and is a predicted model, not a curated record. The transcript is spliced from 3 exons. Gene Ontology annotation, biological process: leucyl-tRNA aminoacylation.